Messenger RNA from Rhagoletis zephyria (snowberry fruit fly), 879 nucleotides. NCBI's taxonomy places the organism in Eukaryota, Metazoa, Arthropoda, Insecta, Diptera, Tephritidae. The record is from RefSeq and is a predicted model, not a curated record.
AUGCCCUACUGGGUGACCUGUUGGUUUCUGGAGCUGUACCUCAACUCGGUCUUCAAUCAUGAGGACUACCAGCUGCGUCCAAAGCACCGCUGCCUGUCGCAGCACAUUAUGGUUAAUGAUGCACUGCCUAACCGCAUACUGAGUGGCACUGUAACGGUGAAGGGUGACAUUGAUUACCUGACAGAGACGGGCGUAGUUUUCAAGGGCGAGACAACACCGGUUCCCUGUGACGUCCUUGUUAAGGCAACUGGCUACAAGGUGGUUUUUCCCUUCAUCAGCGAAGAGCUCGUUCCGGUGCACAAGAACAAAGUUCGCCUGUACAAAUGGCAGUUUAUUCCGAACAUCAAGCACGCCCACACUCUGGCCUUUAUCUCGUUGGCUCAACCAAUCGGUGCACUGCUGCCCAUCGGAGAGCUUCAAUCUCGUUGGUUUGCCCUGCUGAUGGCGGGAAAGCUGAAACUGCCAUCAAGAGAGGAGAUGGAGGCCGAUUUGCGUGAAAAGGAAAAGUUUCAAGAGCGAUUCUAUGAAAGUGAAAGGCACACUAUUCAGGUGGAUUGGGUGCCCUUUAUGGAUGAACUGUCUAAGGAGAUUGGCGCCUACCCAUUCAUUUGGAAGUACGUGUUCACCGAUCCCAAGCUCUUCUUUGCCCUGCUGUUUGGUGCCUGUGCGCCCUAUCAGUACCGUCUGACUGGUCCCAACAAAUGGUCUGGAGCACUGAAAAUUGUGUGCAGCAGAGCAACUAUUUUAAAUGUAACAGUAUCAGUAUGCAGUUGUUUGCUAGCAUUAAAAAUUUCAAUUGUAAAUGUGCGGAUUUUUCGCCCCGAUGGUUUGUUGUUGUGCUCCAAUGAGGGUCUACAUGAAAGCAAACUGUUGAUAUAA